UCUCAAGUGACUACAUCGUGAGACAAACGAUAAUACACUUCAUUAAACCAGUUGUUGUUUGCGGUAACUUUAUUUUCCCGCGCUUGACGUCAUGUUACAGCUAAGCACUCUGAUUGGUCCCUUCCAUUAUUUACAUUUAUAGUGAUUGGUCAGCUUAAAUCACUUUGGUCUGCGUUAACGACGCCUAUGACAAAUCGGCUCUAUCUUUCUUUACGUCUUUUUUCAAACAGUUGAGCUAGUUUUCCAUGAGUACAUCUGAAAGAAAAACUUCAACACAGCGAAUAAUUGCAAAAGAAACGAGCUUUAUGAACGCGUGCGUGUAUUUGAAUGCUUAGAUGUAGAUCUAGCUAUUGCGACGGUGGCUGCCAGAUUUUAAUGUUUGUAUGAAUCCCAGCUGCACUUUACGUUUGUCAACUAGUCUCAAAUUAAUGGAAGAACUUUAUUAGAGCACAUAAUGAGCUUUCUAGGCAAGUUAGGUUAUGUUAUAUCUAAGUUGCAACUGCAGCUAUUGUUGUUGUUUUCUUUUGUUUUGUUCUGUUUUUUUGUUUUUGUUGUUGUUUUUCGCCUCUUGUAUUACACCAAAUCGUAAACAACAGGCGAAAAAGCUGGAUGUUUCUUUCGCCUAUUAAUGUUACCACACUAUGUAUCUCUGUCCAUGUUACAUUCCUCAGGUCUCCACAGCCAUUUGUGACGUGAUGGGCACAUCACAACAAAUCGUCAACAUGUUUAUCCACUGCAGUUGGUGCAACGAACACUUCAGUAUUAAAGUAUUACAGCAUAUAAGGGCGCUUCUUGCUACUGUUUCCGCAAAUGACAUGAAAAAUCUGUUUUGUGCUCUUCUUGAUUUACUGAUGGUAGAAGAUCCCUUGCAGUUGUUGCGUAUAAAGUGUGUGGCGGAUGAGCAAGGUGAUGGAGUGUUAGCCGUUAUCAAGACAAGUAACACGGCUGACAGUCGCCGUGCGUACCAGUGUAUUAAAUUCUUGGUUCAACUUGCAAACAAGUGUCCACAAGCGAAAGAUUACUUACUGCAGAACUCAUCUCGUUGGCAAUGGGCUGUUCAGUGGCUCAAGAGAAAAAUGAACGAGCAUUACUGGGCACCACACACGUCAUCCUCCAAUGAAUACUCCUCGAGCCGAACAUUUCAACGAACCUCCAGCGCUGCCGACACUCUCGCCGAAGCUACAGCGUUGCUUACCGAGCUCGAGGCGAAGGAUGGCGAAGCUAGCACGACUGAUGACGUAGACGACUCAGCGAGCAAGUUUGAGGUCGGUGGGCAAGAGGACUGGGAAAAAGAAAUGACAAAUUAAGUAGCGGUGAGAAACAUCGAAUGAAAGACACAGCUUCUUGCGUAAACACUUAAUGUGUCGAGUGCAUGGAGAACAGAACUGCUUACGACCAAAUGUCAACAAAAAGAAGCCCGCAUAAAUUUAAGUCAAUGGCCGACGAGUUAUUCAAUUUAACUUGACAGCGUUUUUGUCAUCAACAUUUGGACAAGGAAAUCAAAGCCUAAAAUUACAUUUCUGACUUGGCAAGUGCGAAACAUGGACAGUAAAAAAGUUUGUAUUUUAUGAGAUGCGAUUAUCUGAAAACUUUCCAUUUGCCGUCUUUUAUGCUUUCACUGACUAAAGUCUAAUUUCUCCUUACAAACGCAUAGCAUGAUAAAAAAAGUAUCAAUUAAGAGGUUCUUGUCUUGAUUAACCACUUAAUUUUCACAACCAUUAUUAGAAGAGUCGUACCACAAUCAGUAAGGAGAAUUCUUAGUUUAAUCUUGCGACUGCGGAAUGACGUGCGAGAGCAAUGAAUAUGCCCGCGCAUAUUGCUGUCAGCGACGUUGCUUAGCAACUUCAUGUAAGUUUCUGACGCAAUACAGAGUCGCGCCCGUCCACGCGCUACUUUUCUGAUCGGAAUUAUGUAAUGUUCGAUUUAUCAAUUUUCUAACAUGGCUCCGAGGCUUUUAGGGCAAAGUUGAUGAUUGGUUAAGUUUUCUUUGUCUGUCAAUUCCCAAAAGAGACUUGGAUACAAAGAAAGCACCACCAAAGAUAGAGCGCUUUCCAUUCAAUGUCAAAUCCGGUUUGUAUAUCCGGAAAUUUCCAGUGACGAAUGGUAUAGCAUUUUACGAAUUUCCUGAAAAGAGGACAAACUUGCGAGGUAAACCAAACUUUUCGGAAAUAUCUUACCGGGAAUUUGCGUUCCAUUUGACUUCCUCUCUAAAUUUUCGGUUGGAUGGUUCGCUUUUCGGAAAUUCAACAACUUUCGGAUUUGCGGAAACUUUCAGAAAUUUCGGAAUUUUUGGUUGAAUGAAAAGCUUCCAUAGGAGUUUGUCCUGAAAGCCCCGGAGCCAUGUUAUAAUAUUGAUACAUCGAACGCGCUCUAUUGUUUUCCCGUGGAAUAACUAGUCCGUAUUUUUUAUACACAGAAGUGUUUAUAGUACUUUGUAACAUCAGUGUUCAACGGGGUGGAUUAUGCAGUGUUUUCAUAGGAAAACUUAGUAAAGAGUGCAGUUAUGCUCUCUCCUCGUACUAACGUAAGUAAAAAUAUGAAAACCGCUAAACUUUUUACCUAGUGAAUCUCGCGGAUUCGUGUUAUUCAGGAAUAAUCUGUGUUGUAAGAGUGCCUCGGAAGAAAUAUUCUGUGAACAUAAAAUGUGAAUUUGAAUAAAUCUUUAUUACGACUUUCCGAA
Molecule: messenger RNA, 2680 nt
Organism: Orbicella faveolata
Lineage: Eukaryota; Metazoa; Cnidaria; Anthozoa; Scleractinia; Merulinidae
Product: ubiquitin carboxyl-terminal hydrolase 24-like
Biological process (GO): protein deubiquitination
Cellular component (GO): cytosol; nucleus
Molecular function (GO): cysteine-type deubiquitinase activity; protein binding
Source: RefSeq, a predicted model, not a curated record